Molecule: messenger RNA, 1659 nt
Organism: Triticum turgidum subsp. durum (durum wheat)
Lineage: Eukaryota; Viridiplantae; Streptophyta; Magnoliopsida; Poales; Poaceae
Source: the annotation of a GenBank genome assembly
AUGCCAGGAGGGGGAGGAGCUCUGGCGGUGGGCGCCGGCGUCAGCGCCGGCGUGGCCUCCGGCUACAGCAGCGAGAUCACGUUCACGGUGGUGAUGAGCUGCCUCAUGGCGGCCUCCGGCGGGCUCAUUUUCGGCUACGACAUCAGUAUUACAGGCGGGUUGACGCAGAUGCGGUCGUUCCUGGAGGCCUUCUUCCCGGAGAUCAUCAAGAAGGUGGAUAGCGCGCAGCAGGACGCCUACUGCAUCUUCGACAGCCAGGUGCUCACCACCUUCGUCUCCUCGCUCUACCUCGCCGGCGUCUUCGCCUGCCUGGUCGCCGGCCACGUCACGAGGAAGGUGGGCCGGAGGAACUCCAUGCUCAUCGGCGCCUCGUUCUUCUUGGUCGGCGCCAUCCUCAACUGCGCCGCUGUCAACAUCUACAUGCUCGUCAUCGGCCGGAUCUUCCUCGGUUUUGCUGUUGGCUUCACCAACCAGUCCGCACCUGUGUACUUGGCGGAGAUCGCGCCGGCGCGGUGGCGCGGGGCGUUCACGAGCAUCUUCCACUUCUUCCUCAACGUGGGUAUGUUCGUGGCCGACCUGGUCAACUACCGCGCCAACACAAUCCCAGGGUGGGGUUGGCGCCUCUCCCUCGGCGUUGGCAUCAUCCCGGCCGUCGUCAUCCUCGUCGGCGCCGUCUUCAUCCCGGACUCGCCCAACAGCCUCGUGUUGCGCGGGAAAGUCGACGAGGCCCGCCACUCACUGCGUCGGAUCCGCGGGCCGGCCGCUGACGUCGACGUCGAGCUCAAGGACAUCAUGCGUGCCGCGGAGGAGGGCGGCCGACACAAGUCCGGCGCAUUCCGACGGAUCCUGAUGCGCGAGUACCGGCCCCACCUGGUCAUGGCGAUCUUCAUCCCGCUCUUCUUCGAGCUGACGGGUAUGAUCGUGGUCACGCUCUUCGCGCCGCUCCUCUUCUUCACCAUCGGGUUCACGAGCCAGAAGGCCAUUCUCGGCUCCAUCAUCACCGACGUCGUCAGCCUGGCGUCCAUCUCCGUGGCCGCGCUCUCCGUCGACCGCUUCGGACGCCGCUUCCUCUUCAAGCUGGGCGGUGGCAUCCUGCUCGUGUGCCUAGUGGGGAUGACGUGGAUCUUCGGCGCAGAGCUGGGCAGCAACGGCGGGAAGGCGAUGCCGAGGCCCUACGCGGUGGCCGUGGUGGCGCUGGUGUGCCUCUUCGUGGCCGGGUUCGGCAUCUCCUGGGGGCCGCUCAAGUGGAUCAUCCCCAGUGAGAUCUUCCCGCUCGAGGUGAGGUCCGCGGGGCAGAGCAUGAGUGAGUCCAUCUCGCUCACGCUCACCUUCGUGCAGACGCAGUCCUUCCUCGCCAUGCUAUGCAGCUUCAAGUAUGGCUCCUUCGCCUACAAUGCCGCUUGGGUCGUCGUCAUGACGGCAUUCAUCAUCGCCUUCCUUCCAGAGACCAAGGGCGUGCCCAUAGAGGCCAUGGGUGCGGUCUGGUCACGCCAUUGGUACUGGAAACGCUUCGUCAAACCGGCACCGGAGCCCACGCCCGCACCAGACAAACUGGCUGACGGGUCGCUUGAAAUGUGUUCUUUUUGGGGUGGAUGGAUUUCGGAGAAGCCAACGUCAAGGACUGGCCACGGUUGUCAGAGUACACAACAGAUAAGAUGA